UCGUUCUUGACCUGUUGGCCGCUACAGUUCUCUAGCUCUUUAACUUCACCUCUAUCAAGCUUUCUAUACAGUACAGUAACAAAGACAAUGGCUGUAAAUCCACAAGCUUUCGAGCAGUUCACUCUGAGACAAAUUCGCAUCACUGAGAAUGAGUUUGGACAUGGCUCCUACGCUGUUGUCAUGGAGCUAGAGUAUCGAGGACUGAAAUGUGCCGGCAAGAAGCUUUACCGAGUUCUCUACGAGACUGGAAUCGGGCAUGCAGCACGAAGGUAUCUGGAGGAGUGUCACCUGCUCAGUCAAACUAGGCACCCCAACAUUGUCCAGUUUCUGGGAGUCUGUUUUGAGGAAGGCUCUCAGUUCCCCAUCCUAGUCAUGGAGUUCCUCCCCACCAACUUGACCAGCUGUCUCGAGCGCUACGGUAUUCUCCCCGAUGAGAUCAACUUCUCCAUCCUCCAUGACGUCUCACUGGGCCUGGUCUACCUCCAUGGCCAAACACCAGUUAUUGUGCACAGAGACCUCUCAGCCAACAAUGUCCUCUUGUCCACCAACAUGACAGCCAAGAUAUCCGAUCUGGGGGUUGCUCGAAUAUUGAGCCUCACCCCCCUUCAAGUGAGUCGAAUGACGGAGACCCCUGGCACCCCAGCGUACAUGCCCCCCGAAGUGAUGGUUGCCAACCCCCACUACAACACCAGUGUGGAUGUGUUCUCCUUUGGGAUCAUGAUGAUUCACACUUUCACAGCAGAGUGGCCACUACCAAGUAUCGGCCCCACCAGAAUCGAUCCUGCUAAUCCUGACAGACUGAUACCAGUAACGGAAGCUGAACGACGUGAAGAGUUUCUUCGAAAGAUUUCCCCAGACCACCCUCUGAUGGACCUCAUCAUGCGCUGUCUCAGCAACAACCCUCAGCGAAGGCCUAGAGCAGCGGAGAUAGUGGGUCGGAUGGUGGGUGUGGUACUUGAACACCCUCCCUCCUUUGAGAACAGAGUGGAGAUGCUCCAGCGAGUGAGUGCCCUACUGACAGAGAAGAGGGAGCUUGAGGAGGAGGUUGUGAGGAAGGACUCAGCUAUCCAGGAGAAAGCAGGAGAGAACGAGGCACUGGCGGAGGAGAAAAGACGACAAGAUGAAGAAAGUGAAAACACUGUCGAGCGUAUGCAGUUGGUGCACUCUGUGGAAAUGAAUCAACUUGUAACUGAACAUAGUGUAGAGAUAGAGGAUCUCAGAGUUGAAUUGGAGCAACAAAUUGCAUACAAAGAUUCCAUGCUUGCCUCCAAGAAUACUUCCCUUCAGAAGAAUAAAACCACCAUUCAGAGUUUAAACGAUCAGCUCACCAAAACCAGAGACUACCUGACCAGCAAACCACAGUCCCUGCAGGUCCAGUUGUCCUACAGUCAGUGCUCUGAGGCUCCAGUUAUGUAUUGUGGACACGCGGUAACCAUCAAUGGCAAGGUCUACUAUAGUGGAGGAGCCUGUGAUGACGAUGAGGAUGACGAGUACCGUGUCCACUGUUACGAUCCGCCACAAGACGUCUGGUCAACUAUGCCCAUACUUCCCGUACGCUAUUUUGGUCUAGGAGAGGUCAAAGGUGAACUGGUAGCAGUUGGUGGUAGGGAUUCUUCCGACUCUAGAUCUAACGUGGUACAUGUGUUUAACGAAGGAAGGAACUGGAAACGGACGAUCCCACCCAUGCCCACAGCAAAGAGUUCACCAGCAGUUGUUAGUCUCCAAACACAUCUGGUCGUAGCAGGAGGUCUGUUGGUCUCUGGUGGCUACACUGAUAAUGUUGAGAUCUACAAUAUCAGCACCUCCCAGUGGAGCGAGAUAGACAGACUACCGUAUGCUUGUGCUUUUCAAAGAGGAAUUGUCUACAACAACACAGUGUACCUAAUGGGGGGAUUUGACCGCAAGAAUCUCAACAAGGUAUUAGCUGCUCAAGUCGACAAGCUCAUCUCAGCAGACCGACAGGAGGAUGGGAGUGCCAACAAAGCCGACUCUGUCUGGAAUACAAUAUCCAACACACCGUCUUGCCGGCCCUCCCCUGUAACGAUAUCUGACACCCUCUGUGCUGUUGGUGGAGUGGAUAGUGAAUAUAAAGCCACUCAAAGGAUCUACGCCUACUCAUCCUCGAUGGACUCCUGGCUCUAUGUUGGUGAUCUACCAUCUCCUAUAGCAUUAGCUGCCACUGUGUCACUGUCUCUAACAGAGUGCUUUGUGAUUGGGGGGUGGAACAAAGAAGGACAAUCAACUUUGUAUAAAAUUAGAAUCACAGCAAAUAUUUCUUGAGUGUUUCGGUAUAUUUUUAUACGGCUUAAAUUUUCAUGAUAAUAAUUGUUUUC
Messenger RNA from Halichondria panicea, 2333 nucleotides. RefSeq names its product probable serine/threonine-protein kinase drkD. Lineage: Eukaryota; Metazoa; Porifera; Demospongiae; Suberitida; Halichondriidae. The coding region runs from base 88 to 2280 and encodes 730 amino acids. Gene Ontology annotation, biological process: protein phosphorylation. The record is from RefSeq and is a predicted model, not a curated record. The transcript has 3 exons. Gene Ontology annotation, molecular function: protein binding; ATP binding; protein serine/threonine kinase activity.